ACAGCGCUUGCUGAUAACGCACAAAUCUCAUCUCAUUGAGGAUCAAAUUCAGCAGAAACUUGACCAUUUUAACGGAAGAAACACGGAAACCCUCCCUCAGGUCCAAAAAUACAUUAUUUAAUAGGAAAUAUGACUAGAUGAUCAAACAUUCAUAAUCAAGGAUGUAAAAAAAAAAAUGUUAAGACUCUUAUUACAUGCUCUUUUCUUUAUGGCACAGAAAUUCAUUGUGAAUGAAGCUUACUGGAAAAAGCCUGAUGGUCCUGUGUUUCUCUACAUUAGUGGUGAAGGCCCUCUGACAAAAUUCAGCGUGUUGGCUGGUCACCAUGUGGCCAUGGCAGAGAAGAAUGGAGCAUUGCUGGUGGCACUCGAACACCGUUUCUACGGUUCGAGCAUCAAUCCAGGCGGCCUGGAGCUUUUGAAUCUGCAGCACCUUUCCAGUCAGCAGGCCCUUGCAGAUCUGGCUGCUUUCCACAGCUUUAUCAGUCAGAAAUAUGGCCUUACUGACAAGAACAUCUGGAUCAGUUUCGGGGGCUCAUAUGCUGGCGCUCUCUCCGCCUGGUUCAGGGGCAAGUUUCCUCACCUCGUCUAUGCGGCUGUGGCAUCCUCGGCCCCUGUUCAGGCCAAACUGGAUUUUUCUGCUUAUAACAAGGUGGUGGGACAUAGUCUUACAGAGGAGAGUGUAGGCGGCUCUUAUAAGUGUUUAAAUAGUGUUCGGAAGGCCUUUGCGGCCCUGGAAGCAGCUCUGCUUGGGGGGAAAGAGAUGAAGGUGGUGAAGGAUUUUGGGUGCUGUGAUGUGCCUAAGAGCCCAGAGGACCGCGCUGAGCUCGUGCAGAGCGUGGCUGACAUCUUCAUGGGAAGUGUGCAGUACAAUGAGGAAGGAGUGAUGCUGACCAUCGCUCAAAUCUGUGACAUCAUGACCAAUCAGAGCCAAGAAGAGGCCUAUGACAGGCUGGUCGAACUCGCAGCGAUGUAUCGUGCUACAGCAAAGGAGCCAUGUCUGGAUAUCUCUCACCAACACACCAUCCUGAACCUGAACAAAAGCACCAAUGGUAGCUUCGGGUACAGACAGUGGUACUACCAGACCUGCACUGAGUUCGGCUUCUAUCAGAGCUGUGACGAUGCUAGCUGCCCAUUCGUGCGCACGCUGACUCUGCAGGACCAAAUUCAGCUCUGCUCCCAGCUGUUUGAGAUUCCUCAACACACACUCCCCAUGAACAUCGCCUUCACCAACCAGUACUACGGAGGAGAUCAGGCCCAAACCCAGCGUGUGCUCUAUAUCAAUGGUGACAUUGACCCUUGGAUGGAGUUAAGUAUUGUGCAUAAUGGGACUGGAGUGGAUAAGGACAGAGCCAUCGUGAUUCACGGCACUGCUCACUGCGCGGAUAUGAACCCUACACGCUCCAGGGACAAGCCCUCACUGCGCCAGGCCAGGAAGGUGAGAGAGAGAGAGAAUGAUGGAAGCACAAAAACUGAAAUAGAUUCUGUGGGGAAACAGUAG
Pangasianodon hypophthalmus (striped catfish) is the source of this 1498-nucleotide messenger RNA. Its product is annotated as thymus-specific serine protease. Gene Ontology annotation, molecular function: dipeptidyl-peptidase activity; serine-type exopeptidase activity. Lineage: Eukaryota; Metazoa; Chordata; Actinopteri; Siluriformes; Pangasiidae. Gene Ontology annotation, cellular component: lysosome; endosome. The transcript has 9 exons. Gene Ontology annotation, biological process: proteolysis. Bases 176 to 1498 code for a protein of 440 amino acids. The record is from RefSeq and is a predicted model, not a curated record.